GCCAUCUUUGUGUGGGGCAGCGCUUUCGUCGCGCGGCUCCGGGACUCCGCAGUGGGUCUGCGGGCGAUGGAGCUGGUGACGAGCUCUCGGAUUCUUCUCUGGCUGCUGUUGCUACUCCUAACCCCCGCGCAGGGCCGCCAGAAGGAGUCAGGUUCAAAAUGGAAAGUAUUUAUUGAUCAAAUUAACAGGGCUUUGGAGAAUUAUGAACCAUGUUCCAGUCAAAACUGCAGCUGCUACCACGGUGUCAUCGAAGAAGAUCUGUCACCUUUCCGAGGUGGCAUCUCCAGGAAGAUGAUGGCAGAAGUGGUUGGACGGAAGUUAGGGACCCACUAUCAGGUCAUUAAGAAUAGACUAUACCGAGAAAGCGACUGCAUGUUUCCCUCAAGGUGUAGUGGUGUGGAGCACUUUAUUUUGGAAGUUAUUGGGCACCUCCCUGAUGUGGAGAUGGUGAUCAAUGUGCGUGACUAUCCUCAAGUUCCUAAAUGGAUGGAGCCUGCUGUCCCAGUCUUCUCCUUCAGUAAGACGUCAGAGUACCAUGACAUCAUGUAUCCCGCAUGGACAUUUUGGGAAGGGGGACCUGCUGUUUGGCCACUUUAUCCUACAGGUCUUGGGCGAUGGGACCUCUUCAGAGAAGAUCUGGUAAGGUCAGCAGCACAGUGGCCAUGGAAAAAGAAAAACUCUACAGCAUACUUUCGAGGAUCAAGGACAAGUCCAGAACGGGAUCCUCUCAUUCUUCUAUCUCGGAAAAAUCCAAAACUUGUUGAUGCAGAGUACACCAAAAACCAAGCCUGGAAAUCUAUGAAAGAUACCUUGGGAAAACCAGCAGCUAAAGAUGUCCAUCUUGUGGAUCACUGCAAAUACAAGUAUCUGUUUAAUUUUCGGGGUGUAGCUGCAAGUUUCCGGUUCAAACACCUCUUUCUAUGUGGUUCGCUUGUUUUCCAUGUUGGCAAAGAGUGGAUAGAGUUCUUCUAUCCACAGCUGAAGCCAUGGGUUCACUAUAUCCCAGUGAAAACAGAUCUCUCCAAUGUCCAGGAACUGUUGCAAUUUGUGAAAGCAAAUGAUGAUAUAGCUCAAGAAAUUGCUGAAAGGGGAAGCCAAUUCAUUAUAAACCACUUGCAGAUGGAUGAUGUCACCUGUUACUGGGAGAACCUCUUGACUGAAUACUCUAAAUUCCUGUCCUAUAACGUGACCAGAAGGAAAGGCUAUGAUCACAUUAUUCCCAGAAUGUUAAAGACUGAACUGUAGCAGUCACAGGACCAGAGUCCUUUGUGGGGCAGCAGAGCUCAGCUCUCCUGUUGUGAAAAGCUUCCUGUGAGCAUGGCUCCUGUAACUUGAACACCCUUGAUUAAGCCAAACAUCUGGUUUUCUUCAUGCUACACCCACAACAAGCCUUGAGGAAGAUCUAACGUGAGUGUGAUACGCAGAUAGGAAGCACUCUGACUUGUGCUGAAUAAGGACCAGAAAUCAUGAGAUGUGGAUUUUGAACUGGAUUUUACCUUAUUUUCUAAUGAUAAGUCACAGCUUGUGCCUCGAACCAGCUACGUGUGUAUGCUCAUCACUGUGAAAUCAAGUGUGUCCGUGCAGUGAUGCCUGUGUCCCAUCCCUGGGAUCUAGUACCACUCAUCUUCACAGUUCUUAAGUUAUUCUAGGUUGCAUCUGGUCCUUUAUGUUAAAGUAGAAAUCCUGUGGGAUUUUGGAAAAAUACCUGGGCCUCAUUUCCUGAAAGGCUUAAGGAAGCAGUAGCUGUGUUACACAGUGGUGUAAGAGCUCUCUUUGCAAAAGCGUAAACUGUGGUACUCUGGAGGUUUCUAUAAUGCCACCUGGAGAAGGCCAAUUGCAUGAGUAAUUAUUGCAGUUGUAUUUCAAGUUCCUAUUCUGUGCUUUCACUCCCUUCAUUUUAUUGUCUCUCUGAAGGACAAAAAAAAAAAAAAAAAAAAAAAAAAAAAGACAAAUACUUGUUAAUUUAGGAAGUGGUCUUGGCUCUUUAUGAGAAGUCUUCCUAAAAGACCAACUCUUCGUACCCCUUUGUACACC
Octodon degus (degu) is the source of this 2034-nucleotide messenger RNA. RefSeq names its product protein O-glucosyltransferase 1 (gene Poglut1). The record is from RefSeq and is a predicted model, not a curated record. Gene Ontology annotation, biological process: positive regulation of Notch signaling pathway; protein O-linked glycosylation. Gene Ontology annotation, molecular function: UDP-xylosyltransferase activity; UDP-glucosyltransferase activity. The transcript has 11 exons. The coding region runs from base 67 to 1245 and encodes 392 amino acids. Gene Ontology annotation, cellular component: endomembrane system. NCBI's taxonomy places the organism in Eukaryota, Metazoa, Chordata, Mammalia, Rodentia, Octodontidae.